This is a messenger RNA of Closterium sp. Yama58-4, 1473 nucleotides long. The record is from the annotation of a GenBank genome assembly. NCBI's taxonomy places the organism in Eukaryota, Viridiplantae, Streptophyta, Zygnematophyceae, Desmidiales, Closteriaceae.
AUGUAUUCUGGACAGCCUGAAUUUGUCAGCUCGACAUCCCCCUGCACCGCACUCAUUACCCCUGCCCAAUCCUCUUCCCCCCGCUCUCCCCCUCGCUGCUUCUUCUCCACUCCCCCCCUCCCCCCCCAGGUGGCAGUAGCAGCAGAGCUAGGCGGGUCGAUCGAAACAGGCAUUCUCGGCAACCCUCUGGGCGUUUUGGCCCGUCAACUCGCCAUCCCUCUGCACCGCAUUCACUGUCCUCCCCACUCCCUGCUCUCUCACUUGUCACUGAAUUUCUCCUCUUCUCUCUCGCUCCCCUCCCAGGUGGCAGUGACAGCGGAACAGGGCGGGUCUAUGGUAGCAGUAGCAGCAGAGCUAGGUGGUUCAAUUGUGACAGGCAUUCUCGGCAACCCUCUGGGCGUCUUGGCUCGCCAGCUCGCCAUCCCUCUGCACCGCAUUCGCGACGCCUGCCCGCUCUACCGCCCGGACGGGCUGCCCGUGAACGAAAAAGCCGACCGGGUAGCCGAGGCAAGAUUCAACGUGAUGCUGGACUUAGCUUCUGAGAGAAGAGCAGAGAUGGAGGGGGUGGCAGAUCAGAUUUCCCUUGGGAAUACCAUGGAGUUUGUUCGGCAGCAAGCGGUGCAGGCUGUAUCUGAGGAAGGUGGAGCAGCCUCAGGAACAGCAACAGCAGUGGCAGCAGCAGGAGCAGCAGCAGCAGCAGCAGCAGCAGCAGCAGCAGCAGCAGCAGCAGGAGCAGCAGCAGAAGCAGCAGCAGCAGCUGCAGGAUUAGCAACAGCAGCAGCAGCAGCAGCAGCAGGAGCAGCAGCGGGACCACCAGCAGCAGCACAACCAGCCACAGUGCAGGAAACAGAAGAAGAGAAGCAGCUGGUGCAGUGGCACUACGCGAACCUCGAAUUCGCCAACGCAGCUCGAGUAGCGGACCUCUCUCUGGCCUUCUGGGACCAGGACGAUCCCCACGAGCUGCUGGGCCACCACUGCUUCGUGGCGGGGGGUAACGGGCAGCUUGUGGAUGCACUGGCUGAUGGGCUGCCCGUGGUGUAUAACUGUGCGGUGGAGAGGGUUGAGUAUGGGAUUGGGAGGGAUCGGGGAGGGGACGAGCCGGUUCCAGCAGAGGCAGGAGGGAGAGGAUCUGUGUCCUUCCACCCGCCGCUGCCCCUCAGGAAAACUCGCGCCAUUCAUAGGCUGGGAUUUGGGCUCUUGAAUAAGGUCGCCAUGCUCUUCCCCUAUGUCUUCUGGGACACCACAAUCGACACCUUUGGUCGCGUCACAUCGCACCCCUCACAGCGCGGCGAGUUCUUCCUCUUCUACUCCUACGCUGCUGUCUCGGGCGGCCCGCUGCUCAUGGCACUCGUUGCAGGGGAGGCUGCAGAGAAGUUUGAAGGAGAGAAGUCGGAUGCGCUCAUGUGGCGGGUGCUGAUGGUGCUCAAGAGUGAGUGGGCCCUGUUUCUUUCUACCUUUUGGUUCCUUCCUUAA